AUGAUAUAGAGAGUGACAAGUACAUAAAUAGAUGAAAAGAAUUAUGGAUUAUAAAGCUAAGAUCUUCAGAAGAAAGCUUUUGAAAAACUAAAAUUAAGAAUAUUUUAAGGGUAACAACUUAGAACAAUAAUAGUUCGAAAAUAAUUACUAAUUGCAUAGAAUUUCAUAACUUUUUCCAAAAUUGUUUAGAAUUAAUAUUAAAUGAUUUUUAUUUUCCAAAGUAAGAUUAAAUUUAGAAAUAAGUCAAUAUCCUGAUAAUAUCCCCUAUUUCAAAAUGAUGCACAAUGAUUAAGAGUAAACUUUAAAUUUAUUUUAGUGGAUGCUAGAUAAUUUGUUAUGGAUAGUAUUAUCUAGGGUUAAAAAACUCGACAUUUAUAUUUAAAUACAGAGACAAUAGUAAUGAAUCAUUUCAAAAUAUUUUAAUAAAUUAAUAGAUAGAAAAGUGCGAAUAUAACGAAUAGGGUCUCAAAAAAGGAAGAUGGAUUAAAAUAGACAAAAAUUUCUCAAAGUUUUUAAUUAAUUUCAUAAUUGAUUUAGAAAGUGCUAAAUUAUUUAAAAUGGUGAAUAUAAUAACGGUUAAAAGUGCAAUCAAUGGAAUAUACUCUAUAGAAAAAAUUAAAGUGAGGAAUGGACAAUUAUGUAAGAGAAUUCAUAUUAAUGAUACUAGAGGUGGAGGAAAAUAUGAUAGUUAAGGAAAAAAAUAAGGUAAAUGGGUUAUUUUGGAGAAAAAAACAAAGUAAUUGUCAUAUAAAAUAAGAUUUGAUUAUUAUGAUUGGGAAAUCAUAUAUAAGGAUGUAAUUGAUAAAGACAUAUCCUUUAUAAAAUGUGAUCAAUCUUUGCGAUCUAUGUAUAUAAUGCUUCAUUAUCUAAAAAGUGGAAUCCAUUAUUUAUUUAUAUGAUGAUGAUGAAUUCCCUUCUAAAUAUAAAAAGUAUGUAAACCAAAGUUUUCAAUUUUGCAAAUCAAAAAUUUUAGUAAAAUCAAAACUUAUAAUAACAAAUAGGGAUUUAAAAUUUGUUAAUAUUUAGAAGGGAAAAAAUAAGGGGAAUUAAAUAUAGUUUACAACAACAUGAAAAUGUAAAUUCAAUUGUAAAUUUUAGAGGAGGAGGUGAAUUCAAUUUAAAUGGAUGUAAAUAAGGGUUUUGGACAAAAUUCUACAAAUAUAUAACACCGUAUUGAUUAUUUUAAAAUAAAGUCAAAUUUAUGUAAUUUACUAAGGUGAAUAUAAUGAUGGGUAGAAAAUUAAUAAGUGGAGUUAUGAAUGGAUUGAACCUUUAACUAGAAAUUGUAAAAUAAUGUAAUUAAAUCAUUCUAAUCUUUUAGAGGAGGUGGAAUAUAUGAUCAAAACUAACUAAAAUAAGGGGAAUGGACAGAGUUAAGCAAUAAUUUUAAAGAGUAAAAUUGAGUAUUUUAUUCAUAGAGAUUUUUAAGUUAUUUUGACAGGAUAAUAUAAAAAUGGAAUAAAAUAAGGUUAGUGGAAUACAUUAUUUAGAAGAAAUUAAAAAACAAGGUUUAAGAAAAUGUAUGAGUUGAUUUAUUUAAUCAUUUAGUUGUGGAGGUCUUUAUAAUGAAGAAGGUAUAAAAGAAGGUUAAUGGACUGAACUAACUAGCUAUUUUUCAGAGUUUAUUUAAAAAUAAUAUUAAUAGAAAAUGUAAAAUAGUUUGGUGUGGAGAGUAUAAAGGUGGAAAUAAAAAUGGAUAGUGGUUUUUGUAAUAAAAAACAAUAAAAUUUGAUAAAGGAUAAUCUGAGAAAUAAACUGAGAUCAUGUAUAAAUUACUUAUAUAUAAAGAGGAGGUGGUGAGUAUGAUUUAAACAGCUUUAAAAUUGGUAAUUGGACAGAGUUGCUUGAAAAUUAAAAUGAGUAAUAAAUCCUCUUAUAUAUUCAGAAAUUAUUAAGCAGUGAAUGAAGGAUAAUAUCAUAAUGGAAUAAAAACUAACAAAUGGAUAAUUAAAUAUAGAUACUCUGAUAGCUAACCAUUUGAGAUUAUAGGAGGUGGAGAAUAUGAUAAAAAAGGAAGAAAAUAAGGCAAAUGGGAAGAUUUGGCUAAAAAUUUUUCUGAGUAAAUUUAUUUAAUACUGUAAGCUCUUGCCAAUUAAUUGUAAAUGAAAAUUAUUAAGCAGGUAUAAUAUAGGGUUAACAUAUGAUAAAAUUGAGAAAAAUCAGUGGCUCUAAUUUGUAAUUAGAAGACUUGUAAUUUAAAAAAUUAUAAUAUAAAGAGAAAUAGGUUAGCUUAAAUUAGGAAGGAAAGAGGGGAAUUGGAUAGAAAUCUCUAAUAACUUCAAAGAGUAUUUAAAAAAUAUAAAAGACAUUCUUAAAUACUUUAUAAAGGGUUGUACAAUAAAGGGAUUAAGGAAGGAAUGUGGUAAAUAUAAUUUAGGGAAUAAUCCAAUUAGAAAUUUACUGAUAUGUAAUUAUAAUUUUAUAAGAUUAGUGGGGGAGGCUUUUAUGAAAAUGGUCGAAAAGUAUAAUCAUGGAUUGAUAUUGAUGAUGAAUUUUGCAGGUUUAGAUUUUCAAAUAUUUAGAACUCGUUAAUUAAUAUAUAAUGUAGACUAUUAAGAAGGAAAAAAGGUUAAUUUUUGUGAGAUAAAAUAUAGAGGACUUUAAGAGAAUGAGUUUAAAAGAAUGUAUUAAAUUUAUAUAAAAAAAAAGAGGGUAAGGGGAGUAUGAUGGAAAUGGUAUGAAAGAUAAAGAAUGGGUAUAACCAAAUGAAAACUUUUGGAGGUAUAUAUACAUUAAAAAUGAAAAGAUUCAAUUAAUUGAUAGAUUAUGGACAAUACAGAAAUGGUGUUAAAAUAAAAUAAUGGUAAAUUAUAAGAGAUACAAACUUAAUUAUGUAUUUAAUUAAAAAAAAUAACAAGUGAACAAGGCGAUUAUAAUUAAGAUGGCCGUAAACAUGGAAUUUGGGUAGAAUUUGAUGAUAAAGGAUUUAGGUAAAAAUAUAUUUUUAUUAGUAAGAAAUUUUAUAACAAGUUGGUAAGGAACUUAUGAUUAAGGUAAGAAGACAGGAGAAUGGAUUUGGUAAAUAUUUCAAAAACAGAUAAAUUCUUGGAAAUAUGUGUAAGUUAUUUCAAAUUCAAGUAUUUUAGAGGAAAUUUUCAUUAUGAUGAUGAAGAAAUGAAGAAUGGUAUAUGUACUGAAAUAGAUUAAAAUUACCUUUUGUAUAUAAUUAUCUAUAAUUUCAGAAACAAAUUUACAUAUAUUGGAAUGUAUUCUAAUGGAAGAAAAGUUGGACAGUUUAAGGAGAAAUUAAAUAAAAUUUGA
Molecule: messenger RNA, 3261 nt
Organism: Paramecium pentaurelia
Lineage: Eukaryota; Ciliophora; Oligohymenophorea; Peniculida; Parameciidae
Source: the annotation of a GenBank genome assembly